This is a messenger RNA of Numida meleagris (helmeted guineafowl), 12608 nucleotides long. RefSeq names its product pleckstrin and Sec7 domain containing 3 (gene PSD3). The record is from RefSeq and is a predicted model, not a curated record. Gene Ontology annotation, molecular function: protein binding; phospholipid binding; guanyl-nucleotide exchange factor activity. Lineage: Eukaryota; Metazoa; Chordata; Aves; Galliformes; Numididae. Gene Ontology annotation, biological process: regulation of ARF protein signal transduction. The coding region runs from base 62 to 3172 and encodes 1036 amino acids. The transcript has 16 exons.
CCACGGCCCGGCGCGGCCUCGCGGGUGGGCGGCUGCGAUCUGCCGCGGCCGGCGAUGGGAGAUGGACGAAGCCGGCCGAGCGGCAGAAGCACUUGUGUGGGAUAAUGAUAUAUCAGCUCAUGCCCAGUCUGUUGCCAAGGCCAAAUAUGAAUUUUUGUUUGGCUUGGAAGAAGAGAAGCCUUCAGAAGUGGGUAGUGGCCAUGGAAGUAAUACUUUGCUGCCCCACACCAUCAUCAAUGAAUUUCCAGAGUAUGGCACUAUGGAGGCAAGUAGAGACACACUGAGGACUUCAUCAAAGAGCCAGUCAGAGGCUGUGACAUGCAGUCCAGAAGGACAGGACAGUCACCAGGUACCUGGCAGGUCUCUUCCCCAGUCUGUGGCUUCUGCGGAUGAGUCUAGAGCUCAGGUUAAGACAGCACAGCUGCUCACUGCAGAAGAAGGUUUGCAACCUGUGGGUAACUUGCCAGAAGUUAUGAAAAUUUCUCGACAGCUAGAAGAAACAAAGGUACAAGAGAGAGCAAAUACUUCUCUUGAUUCAGAAAAGCACAUGGAAAAAAAGAGUGUUCCUGGCUGCCAAAAUGUGCAGACAGCCAGAGAACCAGUUGCAGCAGGCCAAGAAAAACCCUCGGAUAUGCCUCUUCCAUCUGAGCGAACAGCUGAGGAAAAAAUGCAUUUGAUCAUAGAGAAAGAUCUGGCUGCAAUAUGGACUGAUGAAAAGCAGUCCGGGUCCUUACAAGCCACCAGUAAUAAAGCUGAGGAGGUCUGCACAGCAGAGGAGACAAGCUGUCAUAGACCAUCUGUGACAAACCUGGAAGGAGCCAGCAGAACGGAGGGGUGGGUGCAAUUUGAGGAGUUUUCAGCUUACAGUCAAGGCAAAAUGCGAAUGGGUCCUGAGAGGAGGCUCUCUAAGGAGGCAGCUGUGAGCAAACAUGUAGAAUUUCAAGGGGUGGAGAUUUUGUGGCUGCAAAAAGCAGAGGAGCAGAGCAGAAAGAAGCAUUCGCAGCUGGAGACCACAUCUGUGGAGAGGAAAGUGUUCCCUAAAACAUCUAGCCACUUGGUGCCACUGAUGGUUGUCCCCAGCUUGGUCACCUUGCCGGACGGUGCUAAGAGCGAGGUCUGGGAAGAGCCCAGGGUGGGAGCUGCCCAUGGAGCCACUCCUCUGGCACUGCUUGAUGAAAGUGGGGAGGAUGAAGUUUUUGUGAAGGACAAGAAGAACCGCAGCAAGGAGGAGACCACUGUGCUAGCGAGAGGCCAUGGCAGGAUCAUGGAGGACGGGGAAGCAGCCAUGGGAGGAUAUGAAGAUGUCCUUGGACAGAGGCACUCUGAUGUCUCCACCGAUCUGUACAGCUCGCAGUUUGAAAACAUCCUAGACAAUGCCUCUUUAUACUAUAGUGCGGAGUCUUUGGAGACAUUAUACUCAGAGCCUGAUAGCUACUUCAGUUUUGAGAUGCCACUCACUCCAAUGAUCCAGCAGCGUAUGAAGGAGGGCAGUCAGUUUUUGGAGCGGACUUCAGCCUCGGGACAGAUGGAUGUCUUUCAGCUUCCCCCUGACGGGGAAGUGAAGAGCUGCUGUGAAGGUAUCGCCAAUGGUUUAAGGAAUGUAAGUGAAACGCUCUUCAGAGGAGAUGUCACAGAAGUUCCUCAUCUGGGAAGCAAUGCUGAACUACAGAAUAUGGUGUUAGAUUCCAAUGCUGUAAUGGGGAGCAAUAAACUUCAGGAGAAAGAUGCUGCUGGAGCCCUUGGCCAUGAUCUCAGCAAUGGCAACAGCAGCGAUUUGGAAGCAGCCAGACACCUAGCUAAACGCCUCUACCAUCUGGACAGAUUCAAGCGCUCUGAUGUGGCAAAGCAUUUGGGUAAAAACAAUGAAUUCAGCAAGCUCGUGGCCGAAGAAUACCUUAAGUUUUUUGAUUUCACAGGCAUGACGCUGGACUUCUCACUCAGGAGUUUCUUUAAAGCCUUUUCACUUAUUGGAGAGACUCAAGAACGAGAGAGAAUUUUAGUCCACUUUUCCAGCAGAUACUAUCAGUGUAACCCAAACACCAUUUCUUCUGAAGAUGGAGUUCACUGUCUCACGUGUGCCCUGAUGCUGCUAAACACUGACCUGCAUGGCCAUAACAUUGGGAAAAAGAUGACUUGCCAAGAAUUCAUUGCUAACCUCCAGGGGAUGAACGAUGGUAAAGACUUCCAAAAAGGACUGUUGAAGGCCCUCUACAAUUCAAUCAAGAAUGAGAAGCUUGAAUGGGCAGUGGAUGAAGAAGAGAAAAAAAAACCUCAUUCGGAUGGUACAGAUGAAAAAGAUAAUGGGAAUCAGACAAAGGCUGUAAGUCGAGUUGGAAACUCUAACAACCCAUUCCUGGACAUCCCUCAUGACCCCAAUGCUGCUGUGUAUAAAACUGGAUUUCUGGCUCGGAAAAUCCAUGCAGAUAUGGAUGGAAAGAAAACUCCCUGGGGAAAGCGAGGCUGGAAAACCUUUUAUGCUGUGCUGAAGGGAACAGUCUUGUACUUGCAGAAGGAUGAGUACAAGCCAGAAAAGGCUUUGUCGGAGGAAGAUCUGAAGAAUGCAGUUAGUGUGCAUCAUGCACUGGCAUCCAAGGCAACAGACUACGAGAAGAAACCCAAUGUCCUCAAGCUUAAAACAGCAGAUUGGAGGGUCCUGCUUUUUCAAGCCCAGAGCCAAGAGGAAAUGCAGACCUGGAUCAACAAGAUUAACUGUGUGGCAGCUGUCUUCUCUGCACCACCAUUUCCAGCAGCAAUUGGCUCCCAGAAAAAGUUCAGUCGCCCACUCCUGCCAGCCACCACAACAAAGCUAUCUCAGGAUGAACAACUCAAAUCCCAUGAAACUAAGCUGAAGCAGAUCUCCACUGAACUUGCUGAACAUCGCUCCUAUCCUCCUGACAAGAAGCUCAAAGGCAAGGAAGUAGAUGAUUACAAACUGAAGGACCACUAUCUGGAGUUUGAGAAAAAUCGUUAUGAGAUUUACGUUGGCCUCCUGAAAGAAGGGGUGAAGGAGCUGCUGAGUGGAGGAGAGAAUGAUGUGUCAGAACUGAAGAAAUCCCACUCAAGUUCGUCGCUCAAUCAGGAGUCUCCAGUUAGUGCCAGCGUGAAACGCAGUGUCUCAGAGAGGAAGGACUACAGGCCAGAAACACCCAUCAUUAAGCAGAAGGUCACUUAGGGUGGAAAUGACAGCUAGGGGAACAGCCAUGCAGCAAAGUACCGGUGGUCAAAUUUUCUCCAUUUAAUAACCUGUCAUACAUAAAAAUAAGUGCAUCUGCCUGAAUGGGGUGUUAGUGACAUUUUCUAUUGUAUAUUUUGCUGUUUCUGUGCAGAUUGUGGGAGACGUCUUUGCUCCUGCUUUGCUUUGCUCUGUUAAUUUAUCAUUUAGCAAUUGAAGCAUUGGGACUUCUUUGUGUUCUGUUACUAAAGGAGCUGGGGGAGGGGUAGAGUGCUGUGACGUAUAUUCUGUCUCUUCCCCGUUUAUCUCCUCCCAUCGGCACGUGGCUUUCAUCUCUCAAGUCACUUGUCACUUUAUUUAUGUGGUGGGUUGGAAAAAUAACUGGACAAAUGCUGCAGCAUUGUGAAUACAAGCUGUAGCUGUGAGAAAUUUGUUCAAACAGGCAGCUGCAGAGGGCUGGAUAGAGUCUAGGAUACUGGGGACAGUGGUUUCCUGACAAUGCAGAGCAUGUUGGUACAGGUAAUUAGCAAUGGGUGCUGUGGUAAAUAGCCACUGUUGCUUGUUGUUAGUACAUUGACCCUGGACCCACAAAUGCAGAGGAUUGCAACCUGGAAAUCUCUGGCAGUGCUGGAAUGACAGCAUUGGAAUCAUUUGUUUGCUUCUUUCCAAGCAAAAAGUCUUCUCCUGAGUUAGCAGGCUGGGGGGUGUCCAAACCUGUGCUGUCUCUGUGGUCAGGGAGAUGAGGAAUUACCGAGUUGGAAUGAAUCAUGGGGUUGCAGCAGUGGCUGCUGUAGAUGUCAGCCAUAGCAACCUGUUUUAAAGACAAAGGGCCUCUGUGUAGUUUUUAACUAUACACUCUCACUUAGCUGCUAUGUAGAGCCUUAGGAUACAUUGUCUCCUGAUGCUCCACUUUCCAGGAGUUUCCUUCUUGGUGUGUGCAGAUGUAUGCAAUUUCUCUGAUAGUGACAGAGUACUUUGCCUUUUCUCUUCAGGAAGGGAUUCUCCUCAGCUGUUCAUUUUUCUGCUUUAGCUGAAAGGUGAAAGAGGAUGGGGCUAACUGGAGAAUGGCAUAGACCUGUUCUCACUCAGGGCCAGGGCUUGAUGCUAUCCUGGCUACUCCGUGCUGGAAGCUGGCACAAGGCAGCCUGACUGGCAGUUCCUACCCUUCACCUGCCAGUUGCCAGCUCACUAUGCAGCUCCAGCUCAUCCUGCAUCAAGCUUUCAGAGGGAAGUAGAGGCUGGGGAGAGACCACCAUGGGUAGAGCUUUCCAUACUUCAAUACCCUGUUUGGCCCACAGAUCCUUGCAGUAUUUGGCAGUCUUGAGUACAAAAAUGAUGCAGAAAUCAUUUGUCUGCUUCCCAGCCCCUCUUGCCUUACGGAAGCAAGAGCAUUGGCUUGCCUGGUACUGUACACUCUGAGUUUUAAUCUCUGAUUUGAUACUGGGUUGCUGGGUGAGCUCAGACAAGUCUCUCCCUCUUUGCCUCACCCUUGCCAUAUACAGAGUAGUAUAACCAUUCUGGUCCUUUUCACUGAGCACUGUGAGAGGUAAGGUUGAGGCCAGCUGAAAAAUGUUGAUUGCUGUUAUUUUAGUUAUGCCUGGCACACGGCAGCCAUCGUGAUGGAUGUAAUUCUUAAUGUAUAGAGAAACGUCAAGAUCAGUGCAAGGACUGUUUAGAAAUGUGCUGAUAUUUUCAGCCCAAAUAAUGUAGGGUCACACAUCAAGAAAAAUUACCAUCUGAUUGGAUGUGUGCUCUGCCAGACUUCCCAAAGUGUCCAAGUCAGUUAGUCUAGCUUAUUGAACUGCUGGUUCAGUGGACAGAAAAGGGAGCAAUCAGAGAGAUAGAAGGACCUUAACAGGUGCCACAUGACUUGCCUCCCCCACUGAGGACUGCUGUGCUUUCCCUGUGUGCUCACCAUUGGCUGUAACCAAGAGGACAUGCUCUCAGAUGCUUUAACACCAGGAGGUGCUGAAGUGCAUCAAUUCCUGCAGUUGCAGCCUGGCAGCAAAACCAAAUGGGACUGAUACCAUGUGUGAUAAUGCAUUUGCAUGACCCAUGUGUGAUGCGCACAUUUGGCGUUUGCCACUGAGAGUGGUUGCUACAUGCCAGGAGUCAGGAGGUCAGCACCUAGUGCUGUCAGCGUCUGUAAAAACUGCAGUCCUGAAUAGAAACUGUCAGUGCUUGUCUAGUGCUAUGGCUGUAGAAGUUAUGUGUGAUUAUGGUGGAGCAUGCGUUCAGUCCUCUUGCCGAAGAAAGAUUCUUUCAUUUACUGGAGCUGGAGGGACAGAGUGCAGCAUGCUGCACUGGGAGACUCACUGUGUGAUAGUGCUUAUUGGAAGGGAUUGUUCGAAUUAAUCAUAUCUGGUAGGUAAACAGCUUGUGGAGGGGGAACAAAGCCAGGAGGAGAUCCCUGCAGCUGUUCGUCAUAACUCUGGUGGUUUAAAACAAACAGUGGAGAGGGAGGUUAUGCUGAGAGGGAAGAAGACAUAUGGGAGAUGCUGAGUGCAUAUUUGAGAAGAAAACCUGCCCAGCUGUAUAUAGUGGCAUUUCGUAGAAAGCAUGUAACAGAAAUAGAAAAAAGGUGCAGGUUUGUAAAUGGGCCUUGCUUGUCUUUCAGAGCAGGGUUGUCUGGAUGAGCUUUUCAAUGCAGCCUGUAACAUGCAUAGCAAACCUCUUGUAAAUACAGAGUGCAUUGCUCCGAAAGGUGAAGAGGCGACAUUUAACUUUCUUUCUCAGCUUUUAAGAUGCUCUGUCUGCUGUAGGCUGCAGUUAAAUUGCUGAGCUCAAAAAGAAACAAUUCCUUUAAAAUGCAUUUCCCAGCUUUGACAGAGAAACUGGUUAAUUCCUUUUCCAAGUCGUUGCAGAGAUGGUUUGAAGCAAUAGGAAAGUCAAAAAGUGAACUGCAAAAAUGAUAUAUGUUUUUUAGGUUUUUAUUAUUUAUUUUCAGUUUCCAGGUAUACUUGCAAAUGGGUUAGGGUGUAAGCUUUAAAUCUUGUCUGUGCUUACCAAAUGCAGUUUUUCACUAUGAUUUUUAGUGAUUAAACAUUUGCUGAGCAUGGAGCACUCUUGGUGAGAUUGUUGAGGUGUGCAGAUUAGUUUACUGAGAAUUUGUCAGGUUCUGCUUGAGUUUUAAUUAAUGUCAUUUUGCUCCACUGCUUUACAAAUUCUAGGCAUCCCAGGCACCCAAGUGAAAAUGCACAUUUCAGAGGCCAAGAGAAAAAGGAGAUGCUGUCAUGAAAGCCUAAGCCUCCUGGACUCUCUUAGGAACAAGAUCAUCUACUAAGCAGUACUGUCAGUUGCUUGCUUUUUUUUCCCCACUGGUUUUGUAAAGGAUGGACACAGACACUCAGGGGGCAUCAGUGGUGCAUGUUGUUGGGUGGUACCAUGGGGAGUCUGACUGGAUGGCUUUGUAUGGUAUCAGUACCUUGCCUCUCUUUGGUGAAUGUUUGACCUCAGUGACUCAGGAGCUCCCGUUGUAAUAUGUAAGAGUAUUCUGCUGAGUUCCAGCCUUCCCCUGGGGCUGUCCCCACCAUGCAUCUGAUCUCAGUAUGGCUUCCUGGGGAUGCUCAGUAUGAGCUGAAGUUACGUGGGGCUUGUUUUGGGCCCCGUUCUGCGCAGGUAAAGCUGUGUCUAGAUGCUCAGUGUUAAGAUAUUGCAGUAGCAGCUCCUUCAUCAGCAGCUGACAGACCAGCGCUGGCGUGCGUGUGAGCGUAUGGCCCCCAGGGCAGCCUUUGUGUUGGUGCCUCUGGGGAGGCAUCAUUCUUCCUUGCCAUCCUCCCUGCUGCAGCAUGCCUCCUGGAAAUCGUCGCUCAGGCAAAGCCUCUGCCCACGUCGUGAGAGGGGGAUGUGGAGAAGGGAGCAGGAUGAGGCCAGCAUCCUUCUCUGAAGCACUGCUGGCUGCUCACAUACGUGGGCUCCUCUCCUGGCUGACAGAGGAGCGGCAGGAAGGUUUAGAUUAUGUCUGGAUGUGACAGCAGAGAGGGGAGGGAGGGACGGCAUCUUUGUGCUUCUCCUUCCUCUCCUGCAACCAAAGGUGAGAUACUGUCCCAAAACCAAAAUUGCGCUCUCCUUUGUAAGGCAGCAGGAUACUGAGAUUUUUGUCAGCAGUGCUGUGAAAGAAAAUCUCUGGCCUGGCUGUGUUUGUAUGCGUCUUGCAGAUAAAUCACGCAUGGACCAGUGAACAUGACUGCAGCUUUUUAAUCCAGUAUUUAUGUUGUGUCUUUAAUUGAUGUAGAGAGACAAGUCAGCCAGCAGGGUGAGUAAUGUAGCAGAGCUGUGGGGGAACACUGUUCAGCUGUGACGCCAACUCAGACACUUUUUCAUCUAUAGCCAGCCACUUGUAAAUGAUUACCAGAAGCUUCCUAAGGGCUGUAACAGCUCAUCCCUUAAGUGCUUUCUCCUUGAUCCUGCCUGCUCCCAGGGUGCUGCCUGUCCAAGUUUAGGGGCUCUUCUGGUGUGCAGUGUGCAGCAGAGCCCUGCUUUGAGCAGGAAUUUGAGCUAGCUGGCCUCCAGAGGUCCCUCAUGACCUGGAUCGCACUGGUGCCUUCCUGUAUUGAGGCUGGUUGUCCAUCUGGCUUGAAACAGCCAAGCUUUUGGCUCACUCCAGUGGGGCUGGGCUCCCAGUUGAUGAGAGCAGUUGCUUUGGUGAGUAGGUGGUUGUGGCAGUGGAGAAAGUCAGUUGCACCAGGGUUAUCUUUGCAUUUUUGGAGUGAUUGCACUGCAAUGUUCUUCUUGAAAAUGGGGAAGGUUUUUCUCUGCAGACGGCUUGUAGCUUGCCAUAUCUGCAUUCUCCAUCCCUAAAUCAAUUUUGGCCUUAUCACAGUUAGUCUGACAGCUCCUCCUCCUUUUCUGUCAAGCUGCUCCUGUCUGUCAUCUUAGCACCUCAGCUGCUUCUGUGUAACAGGUCUCUUUCCUUCCGUGCUUACAGAAAUGUGGAAAAUUUGACUGUCCCAUCUUGCCUUGAGAAAACCUGCUCUGAAGCAGUGCUGCAUCAAAUGGAUAACCCUUUGAGCAGCUUUCCCAUUCUGCUCGUUUGUAGCCUGUAUUUCCCAGCUACAUUUAUAGCUGGAAGUGUGAGACAGAGUUUCAGACUCCUGUGUUCCUCUUGUGUUGUGCUGCAUGGAUGCAAGGUCCCCCUCCCACACUUAGACCAGACACUUGUGACAUUCCUAGUCACCUCUCUACAAAUCUCAGAGGCAGAGGCAGCCUUCUGUGGGGAAACUCUGACACACUGUUUUGCAAGGAUUUGGGUACUUUCCCAAAUUCCAAGUCAUAAAUUUUAGGGAGCUAUGUGGGGAAAAAAAGAAAAAAAGACACCAUUUUCUGUCAGUGCCCCCAAGCACAGAGAGAUGAUAUCCAGAAAUACCAUCUGCUUUUGCGGAGGCAAAGGCGGUAUAACACCUUAUCUCAGGCAAUCUUCCAGGUUGCUGCCUGUUUAAACUUUACUCAGUGUGGGUCUCCUGAAACUUUGGGGUGCUACAUCUGCUCUGAGAGGGCAGUUCUGAAGUCCGCAUUUCACCAGUGUUCCCAGAGCAUGACUGAAGGUCCUCAGCGUGUGCUACUGGUGUCAGCUGCCCAGGCUGCCAGGAGGGGCAGGCUGAAGAAGCUUUGUCAGAAAUGUAUUUGAAAGAAAUGAUUUCCAGCUUAUGCUUUAUAGAGAGUAUUAUUUAUAGCAUAUAUUUGUGCAGUUUGCCUUCGCCUCUCCUCUUUGUCUCUGAGCUCUCCCAGCAGCAUAGGAAUGGCUUAGUGAACUGCUCCACCUGGGGUUUCUGAGCAUGUGCUCCAGCAAGAAGGGGCUUGUCAACCUCCAGAGAAACUGUAUUCCCCAAGCUAAGGACCAGUGUACGGGACCACUUCCCAUAUGGCUGAUGUUACUGAAGACAUUCAGAAAGCUGGAGCCACUCUCCAUGACUGUUUACUCCCUGGGACCUGGGGCACGCUGUGCUCCAGCAUUGCCCUUAGUGCUGGGAGAAAUUAGAAAUUCUGGCUUCCUUUUCCACAUACACUGUACUGCUUAGGAAACUGCCCUCGGUUUCUGUCACCAGCUGCUUCUCUCCCUUGUGACUGCAGCAGCCUCAUCCAAGGUUGUCACGGCUUCACUGGGAGAGGCUAAAUAAGAGUUAGGAAGAGGCUGCCCUGGAGGGAUGUGUCUGGAAACCCUCUGUGAGUGUCAGCUCUCCUGUUGGCAGCAUCCAGCUCAACAGUGAAAGGAGGCCAGCUUGGCCCUGCCUGCAAGUAGGUACCUUCCUCAUUUAUUUUGUUGGCUGCAUUGAAGCUCUAUGUUAAUUAUUUAUUAGAUAACUUUCAUUAACAAGUCCAAGUUACAGCUUUCCCAAAGGCUGCAUUGUUGUCCUGACCUUGUUGCUGUGGUCAAAAGGAGCAAAUAUAGGCCAGCACAAAGUACUUCUGUCAUUCCCUUUGAGCACUGAAGCAUUCUCUAAAAGUUAUAAAUUGUUAAACAAUAAGGGACCUACCAUGGCAUCUGCUGUUAAAACUGUGCCAGGAAUCAGCUGGAGUACAUGCCUAAGGUGUAUUUGGCCCGAGGAAAAAGUACGUUACUUAGCAAUGCAUGGUUUUAAAAUGCCACAAAUUACAAGGAUACAAACCAUUGCAACUAGCACCCACUCUGUAGCAGUGGUUUUGUCUGUAAUUCACCUAAACUAGACCAGCACAGCAAGAUGCAUUUUGCUCUAACAGACAAGGUUUCAGCUUUGCCUUGGGCAAUGUGAAUAUCCUUGUGUAAGGACUUAGCAGCUAGCCAACUGCUAUGGAGACAUGAUGGACACAAAGUCUUUUGUCUCCCCGGAGCCUCUUGCUGGGAAAAGGGUGAUCUGUGGUAUCCAGUCUGUGCUGCUUCACAAGGCACAUGCUAUUGACAGUAAAAGUCUUAAGGCACUUACACACUUAGGAAAACCUCGUGCUCAGUGCUGUCAAGUUCUGAAAAACUGUAGGAUGAGAAUGGUGGGGUAUUUUUUUUUUUUAUUUUUUUUUUAAUGUGUACAUAUUUGUGACAACUGUGUCCUCUUACUUGAGGCUAGGAUUAUAAUGUGGAUAAAAGAACAAAGUUUUCUGGCAGUUUGAAAACUUUAGAAUCAAUAGUCUCUGCGUGAGGUACAAUCUGAGGCUUACAGUACUUGGUGAAUGUGUUUAAGUAAUGCCUAUAGAUGUGUGUAUGUGUUUCAUAGGUAUAGUAUGGCUUCUGUGACUCAACACUCCAGAGCCUGCUGUUCUUUUCUGAGGCUUAUUUUGGUCAAAGCACUUAAGCAGCUGCAAACUUUGUUAGGAUGCUUGUUCUGAUUGUUCUCAAAAUAAGUUAAACAGUCAUCAGAGCUUUCGCAGAGUUAGGCUAUCCCUUGAGCUGUGCCUCCAUCUCCAUUGCGUUGCCCACCAGGGUCUGUGUGUUGCUGAAAGUGAAGGCAUAUAUUUGAGAGUCUAAGCAAGGAUCACUGGGUUCUAUUUUCUGCUAGCUCAACAUUGGUUUGUCUCCCUGUUGAUGUUAGCAGAUGCCUGUACCAUGAGCAUCAACGCCUACUUCUGAAAAUCACACUCUGAGGAUCAAUUAUACAGCUUUAUUUCUGAAAAUGUUGACCUCACUCUGUGAAAAUUCAGCAAGAGGAUGUCAUGUCCAAAAUUGUGUCCAAGCAGGACAGGUGUCUGUGAUGUCUCCUGCAGACAGAGUCAUACAGCAGUAGUGAGGGUUUGUUUCUGCAACUGUACAGUUUUCAAGAAGAGUGUUUGGUUUGUCAGUGGGGAAAAGAAGAGCAGUAGGAGUGAAAUAUCACUAUAAGGCAUCUUGUUUGACUCCCAAAGGUUUCCCUUGUGAGGUUUAAACAAGUCGUUAAGAAGUUGCUGGGCUAAGUAAAGGCAUAAGGAAGCUCAGUGGAUUUUCCUAUUCGCUCUAGGUAGUGGAACACUAGGACUAUCUGCAUUAUACUAAGAAAGAAGGAGCAAGGCCUGAGGUUGGGAUUCUUACCUGGAGUCAUAAAACUCUUAUCAUGCGGUUAGCUAGAAGUACUUGAGCAGCCUUGGUGAAGUCAUGGCUGUAUGCUUCACUGGACCUUGGCCAGAGUGGUAGCGUCUUGCAAGACUGAGAUGCAAGUUGACUGCAGCGGAGGGUGAAAUUAAGAGGGACAACUUCUUCAUCUUCCUUUGGGUCAGCUGUAAUCCUUUUUCAGGCACUGAGCUCUCCCUUGGGUUACCUGCCUCCCUUGGUGAUGUAGUGAGUAGAUGAGUUCGGAGUUGUAGUUAGGAAUUGGCACUUGCUCUCUGCCUGAGACAAUGCAGUUGAGAAAAAGCAUCGAAUUAACAGUUACUGUUGUAUAGUACCCCUGUGGGAACAGUAACCCUUGACAGCAGUAGUGCAAAGACCAUUUUGCACAUGCGUAUGCACACGCUGUGGAUCUCUUUUGUGCAGACCUAGCUUUACAGGGCCUAACAGCAGUCCUUGCAAGAUCUUUCCUCUCGGUGGCCUCCUGUCCCUUUUGCCAAGUGUAGGAACCUUCUUUCUAAUACUGUUCAGCUCAGUUUACUCUCAUCGCUGACUCAAUGGAGUGUUUUUCAUGCAACACACUAGAGACACAGUCCCGGUCUCACUGCUUUGUGGUACUUCUUGACUCUGCUGUGAAGCAGCAUUGAGGUAAUCACUGUAUCUUUUCCAGCAGCAUGAAAUUUGCUGCUCUGACUCUUGGUGUGGUCAGGUUUGAGGCUGUCUUACCACCAGGGCACUUUUUCCUGUCCUUGGGUGUGUUCACUGCCAGAAGAGCUCAUUACUCCUCGGUGGUCAGAGUCAGAGCUGUGCCGACGUAAUUCAAACCCUGGUUUAUGGGAGAUGUUUCCGUGUGCUGCUGAUGUCCAUAAGGACUCAAAAAUAUACUUGCUUACACAGAGAUGGUUUCCUGAAGCAGAGUUGUCAUUCUUUUCUACAGGUACCACAGGAUGCCCUCCCUUAUUCUGCUUCAUGUAACUGGUACUAGAAUGAUCAUUUCCUGAUAAAUGAAGGCACUUAAUCAGUCCUCUUCUCCAUGGAAGAAGGACUUUUGGGGAUAUUGUUAUAUCAUUUAAAAUAAUAUUUUGGAAUUUAAGUUUACAUUGCUUUAUUUUUCACUUGAGGUGACUGUAUAUAAAUAUUUUCCUCUAUUUUAUCAUUGCUGAUAAAGUAAGCCUACAGUAUACAUACAAAUAAUUUGCCUUUGGUGUAUUGAAACUGUGAGAUAUAAAGUAGAAUUCUCUCUUGUGUCCAUGUUCCUGACUAUUACUCUGUUCCUCUGUGUUUUUAUAAGUUGGAAUAAGUGUUGCUUGCGGGCAAAAGAGAGCCUGCAAGCUUCCCAAUAAUUUUUAUGUAAUUGAACUCAAGCAACCCUAGUGAAGGAUCUCACAUAUGUAUAAUGAUAUAUGUAUAUGUACAAACUUUAGAAAGAAAUAAACCAAAUGUAUUUCA